Molecule: messenger RNA, 1922 nt
Organism: Thunnus maccoyii (southern bluefin tuna)
Lineage: Eukaryota; Metazoa; Chordata; Actinopteri; Scombriformes; Scombridae
Product: ADP-ribosylation factor-like protein 4D
Exons: 3
Coding region: 456-1064 (202 amino acids)
Biological process (GO): intracellular protein transport; vesicle-mediated transport
Cellular component (GO): cytoplasm
Molecular function (GO): GTPase activity; GTP binding
Source: RefSeq, a predicted model, not a curated record
CUUCCCCGUGUGACGUCAGCAGCGGGGGGUUGGGCGUGCUUUUCUCCGGCUUUACUUCUCUUCUGCAUCAGUCUUCGCCUGAUAACCGGAGAGUCUCACAGCACGACGCUCUGCUGCUUGGAAAACAAAUCGGGAUUACUUCUACUGUACAACUUGGAUAUUUUCAGAAAUUCGUCGCACUGCAACAAUGUUGACUAGUUUAAAGAGUGCGGAAAUGCUGACAGGUCGUCAGUGACUGCAGCUGGAGGUCUCCUGCACCAGGCUUUGAAGUGAGGCCAGGAGUGUGACCUGCUCUCCAGACAAACACACUCCUCCUUGUCCCUCCACACGUACUUUUUUCGCUGCCAGCAACAGGAAAACAGCAGUAGCGGGAGUUUAAAGGGAAGACCUGUCAAAGGAAAUAAUUUAGCCCUAUAAAUCCUCAGACGGAUUAUUCCACUAAACAGGACUCAAACAUGGGGAACCAGUUAACAGAAAUUGCCCCCAACACCCCAUUUCUCCCGAGCUUCCAGUCCCUGCAUGUCGUGGUGAUUGGUUUGGACUCUGCAGGGAAAACUUCCCUCCUCUACAGACUAAAGCUGCGGGAGUUUGUUGAGACCAUCCCAACUAAAGGCUUCAACAUGGAGCGGAUUAAAGUGCCCAUGGGGAACUCCAAAACCAACACCACCACUUUCCAGGUGUGGGACGUCGGUGGUCAGGAGAAACUCAGGCCCCUCUGGAAGUCGUAUACCAGGAGGACGGAUGGGCUGGUGUUCGUGGUGGACGCAGCCGAGACGGAGCGUAUGGAGGAAGCCAAGGUCGAGCUCCACCGGAUCACACGGUCAGCAGAAAACCAGGGGGUACCUGUGCUGGUUCUGGCAAACAAACAGGACCUGGAUGGAGCCAUGUCAGCAUUAGAGGUAGAGAAGGUGCUGGCCCUCCAUGAGCUCAGCUCAUCCACGCUGCACCACACACAGAGUUGCUCGGCACUGGAUGGCCAGGGCCUGCAGCCCGGCCUGGAGAAACUCUAUGAGAUGAUCCUGAAGAGGAAGAAGAUGCUUCGACACAGCAAGAAGAAGAGAUGAAGGGGAGGAUGGCAGCAGUAGUGGGGGUAGACGUUACUUUGUGUACCACUACUAGUCUGAGGAUCUCCUCAGCGGUCAUGCUUUUGACCCUUCUGACUUUUGGAAGGAAGCCUGUCAGGCCUUCAGACGAGUUAGGACGUUUCCAACCAAGUUUUAACUUUGGCUCUGAAGUCUGUGCCAACUGUUGAAAGCUUCCUGCAUCUUCUGAACAUUCGGACAGACCUGCAUCCUUUGGGAUUGUUUUGGCUCCUGAGCACUCUUCCCUCUCCUCAUCUCCCAUCCAUAAAGGAGCACAACAAAGAGACAUACAGCUCCAGUGGGACAGUACAGGGGGACAGUGGGAUAGACAGAUUAAAAACCUGUGCAAUAUAUGAUGAACACUCACUGAUGCACUCACUCCAACAUUGAAGGAUAUUUUGUACCAAGGCCCGGCAGGCCUAGCUCGAGCAUAAUUCCUGUUCCUUUCACCAACUUUAAAUGUUCCACUUUACUAUAAAUCUUUACGUUGCAUGAUGUUCACCCAAAUUCCUGCUUGGGAAUAUUAAGACAACACUUUUGUUGAUCAAAAGAAGACUAUCAAUAUUAUUAUUCUAGGUUAGAAGUUUCCCAGUGUUGAGUUAGGUAUGCCAUUGGGACUACAGUUGAGACGUGCCACAAGUGAACGAACAUGACGUUUACAGACUGAGGCUGCUGUAUCCAGCCGUGCAAGUUAAGAUUGUUUUUCACUCUUCACCAAAGUUGUCACAGUUCAAUGUAUUUCAGGAUUGGUUGGCUGGUUAGUUCAAACAAGAAAUUGUUUUUACAUCGUGUACAUAUUGUUUUGUAAAAUGUCAACAAAUGAAUAAAUUAUUGAGCAAC